This is a messenger RNA of Anolis carolinensis (green anole), 2478 nucleotides long. RefSeq names its product SLX4 interacting protein (gene slx4ip). Lineage: Eukaryota; Metazoa; Chordata; Lepidosauria; Squamata; Anolidae. The transcript has 8 exons. Bases 189 to 788 code for a protein of 199 amino acids. The record is from RefSeq and is a predicted model, not a curated record.
AACCCUGGAUUGCUGCUCUCACAGUGCGAGAAGGCACGAGGUGCGAGCCUUGCCCAGGGAAAGAAGAAGAAGAAGCUGAUGCCGCUGACGCUCACACCUUCCCACCUUCCUCUUCUCGCCACGGCAGUGCUUGUCCUCUUCCUCCUCCUCCUCCGUGGCCAACUCCCUGUGAAAUUGAAGAACCUGUCAUGACAUCACACAAAUUGGCUAUUAAGUGUGGGAACUAUGCGGUGCUGGUAGAUGUCCACAUUAUGCCUCAAGACUCCAAUAAAGACAAUGUUUGGUUUUCUGAUCAUAAGAAAGAGGAAAUCUUCAUGCUUCUCAAAGAAACUCUAGAUUCAAGAGUAGCACAAUACCUGAGCACUCAUAAACGACCUGGUCAGUCAAAGCAAGUGGAAUCCACCAAAGAAACUCCUUUGUUUUUGCAAGCUGAUGACUUUUACAUUGAAGCCUACUUUGUCAAAAGAUGGGUUAAUCUACGAUGCAUUUGGGGACAACAAAAUAGUGAGUUGCGUGUAUUUCCGGACCGAUUCGUGAUUUGUGUCACAAGGCUCGAAUCCAGUCCACUUCCUUGGAAGGAGACCCUUUCCUCUGGGACAUCUGAAUAUUUUGGAGAAUCAGCUGGAGAAGGAUUGUACAAGAUUUCCCUGACUCAACAAGAAAAACAAAAUAUUCUGAAAGAGAUAGUGAAGAGGACAAAAGCAACGAAAACUAAUGAGAGCCAACCUCAGCCCAGCAAGGACACCAUGAAAGUGUAUCUUGGCUCGCUGUGCUCAGACAGAAAGUAGGAAGACUGCAUUUCAAGCCCCUUCCGAUCCCAGGCCCGAAGCAAAAUGUGGGCGUAUGGCACAGCCAAAGGAUUGCAUAAAUACAGCUGAGAGCAGCUUGGGGCUUCCUGUUUCAGAAUGGGACACUGAUGUGAACUGGAGACAGCCGAGCAACGCUAGCAGCCAGCAAAAACUUCAUCUUGCGGCGUGGUUAGACACAGCUUCUAUGCCGGAGCCCUCAGUGGUGGUUGUGAGUCAGCACAGCCCCUUCCAAACCAGAGUCAAGGGGUGACUGAAACAGCAGAAAUGCUUUUUGGAGCAGGCAGGAGGAGUCAGCUCGUGUCUCUCAAGCCAAUCAGUCACUUCCCAGACAUGCAGCAGGGCUGGUUCUCUGGAGCCAUCUUUUGGAGAAAUCCCCACCAAAUCCCACAUUUGUUUUCUAAGUGAGGCUUGGCAGGAUCCAUGUCUGAUGGGAGAGUUGCUUACUUGAGUUAAAAAGCUUCCCCAGAGACUUGUUUUUAUGAGAAAUACUAGAGCUGUCGUGCAGACAAACCAAGCUAGCCGCAGUCACCAAAGAAUAACCCUUAAUGCUGCUUCCCCCCAUAUGCCAAGCUUGCAGAGGGAGACAUUUGAAAAGAUGAGGCAAAACUCCAAAAGCAGGAAAACAGAUCCCUAAACUCAAAGCUAUAAGAAUAAACUUGUACUGUUUUGUAUAAUUGUACAGAGGGCUGCUGAAAUCUUUGGUUCUAGAGAUAUGAAGGUCACUAUCUGUUACUUUUUCUUGGAAAAUGUCUGGUUCAAGUAUAUAUUAUUUUUAAUUAUGUUUAUACGAAUUCACCACAGACUUUGGUCUGCUUAGUUAUCCCAACCCACUUUUUAUUGUUUAUUGUAACAGAGAACAAAAAGGGAUUUAUGUCACUUUGCCCAUAAUUUUCUUCAGGUUUUAUCCCUGUUUUGUUGUCUUAACUUUUGGGAGGUGAAACACAUUCAGAAGAAAUAGAGUAAGUUUAGUAGAAUAUUUGUGCGCAACUAGGUUGGGAAGAAAAAGUGUGACAGAGAAUAUGAAAUCAAAUAAUAUUUGUGUCUUAAUUCAGUUUAAAUUGGCUUUGAGCUACAUAUCCAUUAUUGGUUUGUUAUGAGUGUUGUCAUUUACUUGACUCAUUUCCCCCUCCUUCCUCUGCAGCAAUAAAUGUUUAUGAGGAAAUAAAACUACAUAAGAAUUACUUUAAUGAGGCUAAGAACCCAAAUGGCCGCAAAAGUUGUCAUUGCAAUUGAUCAUGAGAAGAAUAUACUUGUUUUGUUUUCUUGUGCCAAUUCUUCCUUGUUCUUUCUAGAAAGAGCUCAUUUCACCAGAGUGUGUACAUGUGUGCACCUAUUGUAUUCCAAGAAAAUCCCUAUGAAAUUGGACAGUUAGAUCAAGGGUGACUGCUCCAAGGUUGUCCAAAGGACAAAGAAAAGUAAAAAUGUAUGGCCAGAAUUUCAAUAUCAGGUUUCAUUAUGCCUUCAUGGUUGUGUUUUGCUUUCAUUUGUCUGACAAUACUGGGCUUUGAUAUUGUUGCUGCAGUUAUUGAGAGAUCUUAAUUUGUUUUGAUCUGAUUUUGCAGUAUUAUUCUAAAUUUGAUUUUGUUUAAUCUGCCUUUGGUGUUUUCUGCAAAAUAAAUGUAAUAAACAUAUACAGUACAUAAUAAAAAUCAGCAGACACUUCCAGAGA